Messenger RNA from Chanos chanos (milkfish), 802 nucleotides. It is a transcript of the gene eef1b2, whose product is annotated as eukaryotic translation elongation factor 1 beta 2. Gene Ontology annotation, molecular function: translation elongation factor activity; guanyl-nucleotide exchange factor activity. The record is from RefSeq and is a predicted model, not a curated record. The transcript has 6 exons. Lineage: Eukaryota; Metazoa; Chordata; Actinopteri; Gonorynchiformes; Chanidae. Bases 63 to 731 code for a protein of 222 amino acids. Gene Ontology annotation, cellular component: eukaryotic translation elongation factor 1 complex; cytosol. Gene Ontology annotation, biological process: translational elongation.
UCUUCCUGCAGCUUGGGGACCCACGUUGACGCACGAGGUCUUAGUAAAUUUUCUUUUGAACAAUGGGCUUCGGAGAUCUAAAAAACCCCGCCGGACUCAAGGUCCUGAAUGACUUUCUGGCUGACAAAAGCUACAUUGAAGGGUAUGUGCCAUCUCAGGCUGACGUCGUCGUAUUCGAUGCCCUGUCUGGAGCCCCUCCAGCUGACCUGUGCCACGCUCUGCGCUGGUACAACCACAUCAAGUCCUACCAGAAGGAGAAGGCCAGCCUCCCUGGUGUGAAGAAACCCCUGGGUCAGUACGGUCCAGCAGGCGUGGAUGACACCACUGGCGGAGACUCAAACGAAGACGACGAUGACAUUGACCUGUUUGGCUCCGACGAUGAGGAAAGUGAGGAGACCAAGAGGCUGAAGGAGGAGAGGCUCGCUGCCUACAACGAAAAGAAGUCCAAAAAACCAACUGUCGUCGCCAAGUCCUCCAUCCUUUUGGAUGUCAAACCCUGGGACGAUGAGACAGACAUGGCCAAGAUGGAGGAGUGUGUCCGUAGCAUCCAGCUGGACGGUCUUUUGUGGGGACAGUCCAAACUGGUGCCUGUUGGUUACGGUAUCAAAAAGCUGCAGAUCGGCUGUGUUGUAGAAGACGACAAAGUCGGAACCGACCAGCUGGAGGAACUGAUCACGGCGUUCGAGGACCAUGUGCAGUCCGUGGAUGUGGCGGCCUUCAACAAGAUCUAGAACACCCCCCCCCCGCAUAGUGAUGAAAGCAUUAUAGCUACACAAUAAAGCACUUGAAACGUGAAAAAUGA